This is a messenger RNA of Dinoponera quadriceps, 1817 nucleotides long. RefSeq lists its product as uncharacterized. Lineage: Eukaryota; Metazoa; Arthropoda; Insecta; Hymenoptera; Formicidae. Bases 508 to 1644 code for a protein of 378 amino acids. The record is from RefSeq and is a predicted model, not a curated record. The transcript has 6 exons.
CGCGAGUUUCACUCAAAAAGUGCACUUUGUUAAGGAUUCUUACAAAUAGGAUACCUCCGAAUAAGAGAGAAAGAGAGAGGGAGAGAAAGAUCACGCGGAAUCAACCGGAGAACGAGAGAAUCGCAUUAUCCUUACGACACGCACGCGCCGUCUGCUGCGAACCAAGCGCGACAUUUAUCGGCGCGGAGAAAGCAUCUAGUUUUACAAGCCGACAGUUACGGAGUACGUCGUGCACCAUGUGUUCGUAUCAUUUCGGCAGACUCGACUGAUCGUCUUCUCCAACUUGGCGAUUGGGGAAAAGAGAAAGAAAGAAGGAAGCACCUUUGAAAGAAAGGAGACGAAUAAUCGGCCGAGCCAGCAGAUGUGAGACAGCCGUAAAGUAAACUGAACCGAUUGGACGCGAAGGAAAAUCACGUCGAGAAGAACGAAGAGAGAGAGAGAGAGAGAGAGAGGUGCCUUGCUGGGCGGAAAGUACCGAGCGUGUACCAAUGUGUCCAGGAUCGUACGAUGGCUGGGGCCUUGUCUGAAAGUGCCCCGAGACCUGUGAGCGUUGUCGCUGUUAACAAUACCGCCGUGGACGACGUCGGAAACAACGUCGUCCAACGUGCCAAUCACGAAGCGCGAGACAACGUUCGGUCCUUCAUUUCGACGGAGGCACAGACAGAGCUAGCACUCGACGAGACAGCCGGCGGUGGAUCGGCGGCGGUGUCUGGUCGAGCCGAAGAAGCGUUUUCCGAUGGCGUUCGAGAUGCGAUGGCGCGUAGGCGGGAACGACGAAUGCGUAGGCAACAUCGUCGCGCUUUGAGAUCUUGCACCGUACCGCCGACGUAUCGUACAUCGAGCUGCCAGACUGCUGCGACCGCGCCGGGAGUGCCGUUGGUGCCGCCAUCCGCUAGAGGUUUCCUACAUCCUCCGCCCCCGCACUUGGGCCUCAGGGGUCUCAGUCUCGGUCUACCCUUUCCGGUGCCUGCCAGCGUUUCCGCCUUUGGCAGAGACGCCGUGGCAGUGCCGAAACAAUGCUGUGGCCUGAGUUCUCCGCCAAUACGCUGGUCCAUAUUGGGUGUCGGCUUCGUAGGUCUCGUUUGCACCGGUGCUGGCACUCUUCUCGGCGCCCUGAAAGCCUCCGGUCGUGAUCAUCUCGUAGGGGUGUUCAUGUCCGGUAUAGGAGUGCUUCUAGUGUUGGUGAGUGCAGUCGCCUGGCGGCUGACCAAUCAAGAUUACUGCGGCAGCUUUUUCGGUUUCACCGGCAUUUCCGGUAGGAUACCUCCCACGAGACCGAUACAUCCGUACGCCGCCAUGAUCUAUCCGGAAUUCCAGUUUAGAACACCACCGCCGAGUUAUCAGGCUAGUAUGCAAGAAUAUAGACUUCGAUUAUUGUUGCUGGAUCGUUUGCAGCCUGCAUCAUCGCCACCACCGACUUACAGAUCGAACGCGGGAAGCAUCGUGGCACAGGCUCCUUCGGCGCGAGAGAGUCGACCGCCGAGUUACCGCGCUGAAUCUAACCUCGCGCCGAACGCGAGCCUGGUACCCUCGAAAAAGGAUGCGAAUCUCGUUAGGAUCGUCCAAACCGAAUCCGAGCCGGUUAUUCUCAGUGGCGACCAAACGCCACCCGUUACUGCCGUCGAAGUACUGGCGCAUCUUUAGAUCAAGCCACAUAUGCUCGCCUUACUACGACCUAUGGCCAUUUCUUUCAGGGUUUGCGAAAGCGAUUGUAAUUAUGUAUCUAAAGGAGACGACCUUUAAUUAUGUGUAUAAAUUAAUUAAUAUAAGAACAUAGAUGCGUGUGGAAGAGAUGAAAUAUAUCUUUCAGAAAGAGA